AUGGAGUCUGAUAACUCAAAUGAACACAAACGAGGCUCACUGCACCAAGCCUUUCACAGUCGCCCAGUGGAACGCCGACCUAGCAAGAAAUCUUCGUCAAGGGACCGACAUGGCAUGAUUUACCCUGACAAUUUUCAUGAAACAAGUAUACGCACCGUAACUCCAGAGUCACAUUCCACUUCAUCCGAUACGGAACCCCCUACCGCGAAUAGCACGAGCGCUUCAUCUCCACGGACCGCCAUGCGGUCGCAACCGACUGAGCGAAGCGAAGAAGAGGCACUUCCAGAGGUGAGAACCCAGCGCACGCGAUCACGAACGACGACUCUCGAGGAACCCAGGGGGGAUAUGGCGUCCAACAAUUUCAAAACUCGGGCGAGAAUUGGAUCGGUCAAUGCGACGAGUUCAUCACAAGCAAGAAAGGUGGAUACUAAGACUGCCGAGGACACCGCAAGUUCAAUCGGAUUCCCUUCAAUACAUUCGCCUAACUAUCUUGGUCAGGCCGUUACCCGUCAACGAUUUAGUCGAUCUCAAUCCUCAGGGGUGACAAGUACUAUCGCCCAUAACCAAGCUGCCUUCGCAUCGCCAUUAUCGAAAACAGAUGCCUCCAAAAUUCUGCAACUAAUGAAGACCACUUGUGGUCGCAUGCAUGGAAUCUUGUCUUUCCGAACAGCGGCGAGUGGGCCAUCGUCCUCCAAUUCUUGGACCUCGGGCUAUUGCGCUAUCAACGUCGCCACGGGAAGCUUGAUAUAUCAAGCAAAGGGCGAACCCGCAUUAGCAAAGACGCUCAUUCCUGAUCUUCGUGGUUGUCGCGUCCGCACGCUGUUUGAUGCAGAACUGCAGACGACAUAUUUGAGUGUGCAUACUUUUACGUCAGGACUCGGCAUCCAACUUCGACCUCAUGUUAAUGAGACCUUUGAUUCCUGGCUGGCAGCUUUGCUUUGUUGGCAGCCUAUUCGUCCCAAAGGCGUUCAAAACAAGAUGACCAAACCUCAAGCCGUUGUCAUUGGUGAUCGUCGUUUCACAGAGCGUCGUCGAAACUCAGAAAAUGUGUCCCAAAAGGAUGCAGCUAUCAUCAAGGUUGGAAAGAUGCUCUUGUGGGACAAGCCCUCGGCUUCUGGGGCUCGUCCUGCCUCGGUGCGUCGCGUCUCAACAUACCGGCAAUCCAGAGCUCUGAAUUCAUCCUGGCAGCGGGUGAGCUGCACGUUGCAGGAGAACGGCUUUUUCAAGCUGUAUACGGAGGCCGACGUAACCCUUGUUGCCACAGUCCAGCUCUCGCAGCUCUCGCGCUGUGCAAUUCAGCAGCUCGACUCUUCUGUACUCGAUGAUGAGUUUUGUAUCGCCAUUUAUCCACAAUACACUGCGCACCCUGUUGCCGAUCCUAGAAUGCGUCCUAUCUACCUUGCCUUGGAAAGCCGGGUGCUUUUCGAAGUUUGGUUCGUUCUGUUGCGCGCAUUUACAAUUCCAGAGCUCUAUGGCCCCGAAAGCUCUGACCGAGACCGGGAUCCUCAGACGCCUGAAGCAAAGACUCCCACUAAUGACAUGUUUCGAAUCGAACGCAUCCUCAAUCUUAGAAUCACUGAAGCGAAACUUUAUCGACCUCAGGAAGAGGAAACUCCCCGCAGCCGAAAAAUGUCAAGAUCACACAACCACUCUGCUCCGCCGUCACCAAAAGUUAGCGAUUACUACACCGAGGUGCUCCUCGAUGGUGAAAUCCGCGCGAAAACGGCAGUCAAACACCGUACCACGAAUCCAUUUUGGCGCGAAGACUUCACAUUCAGCGAUGUUCCACCCGUUCUCUCACAGGCCUCAAUUCUGGUCAAAACACUCAAUCCUACGCAAAGAGACUGGACGCUGAUCGCGCACGGUACAUACUCCGGCCAAGAUGUAAACGCAGCAAACAUGUUAGAUGAGAUUGAAAUUUCGACUAACGACGCUAUCUUUGGCCGAGUCGAUUUGCGCCUUGAGGAAUUAGAUCCCGGAGUCGAAACAGAGAAAUGGUGGCCCAUUCUCGACGAUCAAGAUCAGGCUGUUGGCGAGAUGUUCAUGAAAGUCUGCAUGGAGGAGACGGUCAUCCUGAUGUCGGAUGAGUACAAACCGAUGCAUGAGCUACUUCAUGCUUUCACCAAUGGGCUGACAAUUAACAUGGCGCAAGUGAUGUCCUCUGAGUUGACUCAGCUGUCUGAGAUGCUCUUGAAUAUUUACCAGGUCUCUGGCACGACGGUCGACUGGAUCUCCGCGCUCAUUGAGGAUGAGAUCGACGGCGUACACAAGGAAUCAACUGCAAAUCGCCUGCGCUACACGACAAGGAUUCAGUCGAAUGAUUCUCGCGAGUCUGCUCAAGAUCGGGAACUCCUUGUGAGGGAUAUGGGUCGAACUGCUACAGUUGAGGCCAACCUCUUGUUCCGAGGAAAUUCCCUGCUCACGAAAGCGCUUGAUCAGCAUAUGCGUCGGCUUGGCAAAGAGUACCUCGAAGAGACUAUUGGGGAGCGCAUUCGAGAAAUCGACGAAAGUGAUCCGGAGUGCGAGGUUGAUCCUGCCCGAGUGCCACGCUCGGAAGAUCUUGAUCGUAAUUGGCGAAAUCUCAUCGCUCUCACGACAGGUGUCUGGAAGUCAAUCGCAAUGUCUGUUCCUCGUUGCCCGGCUGAACUACGACGCAUCUUUCGGCACGUGCGAGCUUGCGCAGAAGACCGAUAUGGUGACUUCCUUCGCUCCGUAACUUACAGCAGUGUCUCUGGUUUCUUGUUCUUGCGCUUCUUCUGCCCGGCGAUUCUAAACCCCAAAUUGUUUGGGCUAUUGAAAGACCACCCUCGACCUCGCGCCCAGCGUACCCUGACACUCAUCGCCAAGGCGUUGCAGGGUCUUGCCAAUAUGACCACAUUCGGUAACAAGGAACCUUGGAUGGAACCAAUGAACAAGUUUUUGGUUGGCAAUCGCGCCGAUUUCAAGACCUUUGUGGAUCAAAUCUGCAACAUUUCCGCCGAGCGACCAGCUGCAUUGAUCACACCGUCUUACACCACUCCAUUGCAAAUUCUGGGUCGUUUGCCAGCAACUUCCCGAGAAGGAUUUCCCAGUCUACCAUUCCUGAUCGACAUCUCCCGGUGCUUCGCAAACCUAAUCAGGAUCUGGCUCGAAGUCGUUCCAGAGCGCCUUUCAGAACUGGAGGAAUUGGACCCCUUUCUUGCAAAGUUCCAUCAGCUCGCAGUGGGACUUCAUGAACGCACCGAGGAGUGUCUUCAUGAAGCUGAGCAAGCGGAACGACCCAGUGUGAAUCUUGAGGUCAAAUGGGAGGAAUUGGUUGAUUCCAUGGAGCGAGCAGUCACCUUCUAUGAUGAGACGUCCAGUCAGACUACUGUUACCUCAGAAACGCCCCCGGCCAACAGCAUCGUCACUACCUCCGUGUCCACGGCAUUGAGCACCCCUGGCCACCGCGGCUCCAUUGGUUUCUUCAGCCCGCGACCGUCGAUGCCGCGUCGUUCGACUGACAAUGUGACUGACCAAGAUGACACGCCUCCAAGCUCAUCGUCGGCAAAUUGGGAUCAAUCACGCGUUCCGUUCAGCAUUCCUCGAUGGUCCGAUCCUCGGGAUAGCACUGGGAGCUCCAAAAACUCAUCGACUUAUUCUCUUGAGUUCUCCGAGAAUUCGAAAGGCCGCCGAUCUAGCGUCACGAAAGAAUCUUCCAGUAAAUACCGGUUCUUUGACUUUGUGCCUGCUCCUUCGCGCCGCAAGAAAGAACGGGAGCAGACCCAGCAUCACUCACACGAGGAUCUUCGAAAUGAGAUUUGA
Penicillium diatomitis is the source of this 3783-nucleotide messenger RNA. Its product is annotated as GTPase-activating protein BUD2. The transcript has 2 exons. Bases 1 to 3783 code for a protein of 1260 amino acids. NCBI's taxonomy places the organism in Eukaryota, Fungi, Ascomycota, Eurotiomycetes, Eurotiales, Aspergillaceae. The record is from RefSeq and is a predicted model, not a curated record. Gene Ontology annotation, biological process: regulation of GTPase activity.